This is a messenger RNA of Eruca vesicaria subsp. sativa (arugula), 1347 nucleotides long. Lineage: Eukaryota; Viridiplantae; Streptophyta; Magnoliopsida; Brassicales; Brassicaceae. The record is from the annotation of a GenBank genome assembly.
AUGGGGAAGAAAGACGGAUACAAGACUCAGAAGCGCUUCUCAACCGCUUCCUCCGGCGUUCUCCCGACGACCAACGUAACAAGAAAACCGCCACGUGGCAAACAGAUCAAGAAAACGUUCAACAACCUGAAAAUGACCCUCCUCUGCGGCCUCGUCACAAUCCUCGUCCUACGUGGCACGAUCGGCGUCAACUUCAGAACAUCCGACACCGUUAACCAAAACCUAAUCGAAGAAACCAACCGUCUCCUAGCCGAGAUCCGAUCCGACACGGAUCCAACCGACCCGAACGAGCCCCCUGACUCGGAUCUCGACCUCAACAUGACGUACACUCUCGGUCCCAAGAUCACUUCAUGGGACCAACAACGAGAAACGUGGCUAACUCAAAACCCUAACUUCCCUAGCUCCGUAGCCGGUAAACCUAGAGUCUUGCUCCUCACGGGAUCUCCACCGAAGCCUUGUGACAACCCUAUCGGUGAUCAUUACCUCUUGAAGUCGGUGAAGAACAAGAUUGAUUACUGUCGGAUCCACGGGAUAGAGAUAGUUUACAACAUGGCUCAUUUGGAUAAGGAGCUUGCUGGUUACUGGGCUAAGUUGCCUAUGCUCAGGAGGUUGAUGUUGUCACACCCUGAGAUUGAAUGGAUUUGGUGGAUGGACAGUGAUGCUUUGUUUACAGACAUGGUGUUCGAGAUACCUUUGUCUAAAUACGAGGAUCAUAACUUGGUUAUCCACGGGUAUCCGGAUUUGCUGUUCGAGCAGAAGUCUUGGAUUGCUUUGAAUACUGGUAGCUUCUUGUUUAGAAACUGUCAAUGGUCUUUGGAUUUGUUGGAUGCUUGGGCUCCUAUGGGACCUAAAGGACCGAUUAGGGAAGAAGCUGGGAAGGUACUAACGGCAUUUCUUAAAGGAAGACCGGCUUUCGAAGCUGAUGAUCAGUCUGCGUUGAUUUAUCUUUUGCUUUCGGAGAAAGAGAAGUGGAUGGGGAAAGUGUUUGUGGAGAAUCAGUAUUAUCUUCAUGGGUUUUGGGAAGGGUUGGUGGAUAGGUAUGAGGAGAUGGUGGAUAAGUAUCAUCCGGGUUUGGGAGAUGAGAGGUGGCCCUUUGUGACUCAUUUUGUGGGAUGUAAACCGUGUGGGAGUUAUGCGGAUUACGCGGUGGAAAGGUGUUUGAAGAGUAUGGAGAGAGCUUAUAACUUUGCGGAUAAUCAAGUGUUGAAGCUUUAUGGGUUUGGUCAUAGGGGAUUGUUAAGUCCUAAGAUUAAGAGGAUUAGGAAUGAGACAAUAUCUCCGUUGAAGUUUGUAAACAGGUUUGAUAUUCGGAGAACAGCACCACUCAAGGUUGAAGGUCGGAGCUAG